Varroa destructor (honeybee mite) is the source of this 1378-nucleotide messenger RNA. RefSeq lists its product as uncharacterized. The record is from RefSeq and is a predicted model, not a curated record. NCBI's taxonomy places the organism in Eukaryota, Metazoa, Arthropoda, Arachnida, Mesostigmata, Varroidae.
UAGUUUAACUAGAGUUGUAUUCAUUACUGAACAGCAACGAUAUCUAAACGCAUUGAAGUGUACGACAUUUCUUUGCGCUGUCAUUUUCGUGAUCGUUAGUGUUAUUGCCCAUCGGGGCCCGAUGCUAUGCAUCAGCGAGAACUUCAUUUGAAGUACAUCAUACCAUUUGAAGCAGUUUAUUUUGGUCAAUCAGUGUCAUUCUGGGCGAUAAAUCUAGCGAUGCAUGCAGGUCAUCAGUGGCUGUGUAGUAGAUAAAUGGAUCGGCAGCAAUGCAAUGUGUCCUGUGCGGCCACACCUAUCGCCAGCCGCUUUUUUUUUAUUUGAAUUAUUACUUGAAGUCAAUGAACUCAGUAGCGCUCACCGGAAUCACCCAGACUGCAAAGCCGAACGAAAGAAUCAGAUGUUAAGAACGAAGUCAUGACAGGAAAAACUGUGCCAAGCAAAUGUGUGAGGUAAAAUACGCCGCUGCUCGAGAGUGAGGGGACAUGAGGAGUCGUCUUCGCCUGUUAAAACUGCGCUUCGCUGAAAAACGGUGCUUCUGUUUAUGCUGCUACACUGCCCGCGUAAAGAUUUUCUCCUAGCCGCCGCAAAUAUAUCAGUGAUAAUAUGAAACUGUUUAUGAUAUUCUGUGUGGGCGCUUUUGCCCAUGCGGCUUCUUUAGGAAGCGGGAGAAUUUCUACUUCAGUUAUAGCUGAUGUCGCUGUGCCAGCUGUAGAUCUAAAAAAGGAACUAAUUGCUGACCUAAAAUCUGAAGCACCGAGAGGUCAGGAGGCGACGCUUCAAAGUCUCAAGAAGAACGUCGAGGAGGAUACUGCCGCUGUUGCCGCCACUAACAACGUACAACAGAAGGCUGUAACCCCCAGUUCUGACGACCAAAAAAAAGAUACUGAGAAACGAUUUUUAUUGCCCGGAUUUGGCGGAUAUCGUGGGUUGCACGGCGCCCGCGAAAGCUAUACUAAUGUUGCCGCAGUCAGACACUAUGGGGCAUUUGGUGGUUAUGUUGAGCCCUACGGAAAUGGAUUUGAAGUACCCGUUGGUGGUCUAAGCGUGGGACCAGCUCUCGGUCUGGCUGUACCUGGAAUAUUCUAUGGGUGAUUGCAAAUUUUCAGUAAGCUAAAUGGAAAGACGUACUAAUUUAUUCAAAAUGAAGACAUUCAAACGCAGCAAACUGAAGCGGCACCAGUAAGUGCAUGGAUACUAAAACGCAGCGGCACCCUUAAUAGUUAGGGCCGUGAAUUCAGGCAGCAGUAGCAAGACGUAUGUAGGGGUCUGUUGAUUAGAUUUAGAAGUACAGAAACAUUUAAGCGGCUGUCGCAGCCAUCAAAGAAGAUACAUGAAAAAGAGUCAUAAAUUUCGCUUCGAUCCGGUGUUUCACUAA